Psammomys obesus (fat sand rat) is the source of this 2509-nucleotide messenger RNA. RefSeq names its product N-acetylated alpha-linked acidic dipeptidase like 2 (gene Naaladl2). The transcript is spliced from 14 exons. The coding region runs from base 59 to 2446 and encodes 795 amino acids. NCBI's taxonomy places the organism in Eukaryota, Metazoa, Chordata, Mammalia, Rodentia, Muridae. The record is from RefSeq and is a predicted model, not a curated record.
CGCAGGGUGGCUGACACAACCCGAAACUGCUUGGCUCCCUUCAAAAAGAAAGAAUAAAAUGGGAGAGAAUGAAGCUGGUUUACCUAACAUGCCUUUGCAAGGCAAAAAGAUGGCUUAUCAGAAGGUCAAUGCAGAUCUAAGAACCACAGGACACUCACAGUACUUAGACAAUGAUGACCUUCAAGCCACUGCCCUUGACUUAGAGUGGGAUAUGGAGAAGGAACUGGAAGAGCCGGGCUUUGACCAGUUCCAACCAGACAACGCUGAGAAUCAGAACUUGGGGCACUCAGAGACUUUAGACCUCCAUCUUGAUUCCAUUCAACCAGCAACUUCACCCAAAGGAAGGUUCCAGAGACUUCAAGAAGAGUCUGACUAUGUUACCCACUACACAAGAUCUGCACCAAAGGGCAGUCACUGCAACUUUUGCUCUCUUUUAAAAAUACUUUUCACAGCCACCAUUCUAUUUAUUUUUGGAAUUAUAAUAGGUUAUUAUGCACACAUGAAUUGCCCUUCUGAUGUCUCACCAUCAGCAACAAAUGACUACCAGCUAUACCAAGAUAUUCUCAAGACAAUCAAAGCAGAAGAUAUUAAGAAAUUCUUCAGAAAUUUGGUACAACUUUAUGAAAGUGAAGAUGACAUGGAAAUUUCAAAGAGGAUUAAGACUCAGUGGACUGCAUUGGGCCUGGAAGAUACACAGCUUAUGAACUAUUCAGUGUUGCUGGAUUUCCCCGGGCCCUCUCCAAGCACCAUCACUGUGAGCAGCACUGGCCAAUGCUUUUAUCCUGAUGGCCAACCUUGCAGGGAAGAAGCCAGAAAAGGCCACAGCCAAGAUCUGCUCUCCUCAUAUGCAGCCUAUUCUGCCAAAGGAACUCUCCAGGCUGAUGUCAUCGAUGUGAGUUAUGGAACUACAGAUGACCUGAAACGGAUUACAAAGUUGAAAAAUGUAACAAAUCAAAUUGCACUCCUGAAAUUAGGAAAAUUCCCACUGCUGUAUAAGAUUUCCUUACUGGAAAAAGCCGGCUUUAGAGGUGCUCUUCUCUACACUGAUCCUUGUGAUAUACCAAAGCCUGCAGAUCUUAGCUCUGAGUCCUUUAUGGUGACACUAAAUCCAGGAGGAGACCCAUCUACACCUGGAUACCCGAGUCUUGAUGGAAGCUUUAGACAAAACCGGCCAAACCUCACCCACCUAUUAGUGCAGCCCAUCUCAGCAUCCCUCGCCAAAGUGCUCAUCUCUUCACCAAAACUGAGAGUAGAAAAUGAUGCCUGUAGACCACUGGAACUCCCACACAAUGAAAAAAGAACUGUCAGUUUGCAAGUGCAGACAGUCACAAAAUUUAAGACAGUGUUUAAUGUUGUUGGCUAUCUGAAAGGUUUGACAUCACCAGACCGGUAUGUUAUAGUUGGCAGCAACCAUCAUUCUGAAUACAGUUAUAAUGGACAAGAAUGGGCCAGCAGUACUGCAGUAAUCACAACAUUUAUCCAAGCCUUGAUGAUAAAAGUGAAGAAAGGAUGGAGGCCAGAACGUACUAUUGUUUUCUGUUCAUGGGGAGGAACGACUUGGGGCAAUAUUGGCUCCUAUGAAUGGGGAGAGAAUAUUGCGAAGAUUCUACAAAAAAAUGCUGUGGCUUACAUUAGCCUCCAUAGUCCCAUCCGGGGCAACUCCAGCCUGUAUCCGGUAGCCUCUCCAUCUCUCCAGCAACUGGUAGUAGAGAAAACUAAGGUCAACUGUUUAAGAAGAGCUCAGUGCCCAGGAACCAAUGUCAGCUCUGUACAGAUACAAGGUGAUGCUGAUUAUUUCAUCAACCAUCUUGGAGUUCCAACUGUGCAGUUUGCUUAUGAGGACAUCAAAGCGUUAGAGGGUCCAAGUUUCCUCUCUGAGGCCAUUUUUCCUAAACAUGCAAGAAAAAUUGAAGAAAUGGAUCCAUCUUUCAACCUCCAUGAAGCCUUUACUAAGCUCUCAGGAGAAGUAAUUUUACAAAUUGCCAGUGAACCAGUUUUGCCCUUCAGUGCCCUCGAUAUAGCCUUAGGAGUUCAAAACAGCCUUAAAGGUGAUGAGCCCGCUGUCCCUCACCUGCUUGCCAUGGCAUCACAGCUGAGGGAGAGUGCUGAACUCUUCCAGUCAGAUGAGAUGAGACCUGCCAAUGACCCAAAGGAGAGAGCACCCAGCCGUGUCCGAAUGCUGAAUGACAUCCUACAAGACCUGGAGAAGGGCUUCCUGACGCAGCGGGUGCCACCAGGUUUUUAUAGAAACAUCCUGUACCAUCUUGACGAGAAGACGAGCCAGUUUUCCAUCCUCAAGGAGGCUUGGGCACGCCGCAAUCCACUGGCAUCAAAUGAGACCUUGCAAGAGGCCCUCUCCAGUGUGCAGAACAGCAUUAAUUCAGCUCAGGUUUUCUUCAAAGCAGGACUGGACGUGUUUGAGAGUGUCUUAACUGGAAAGAACUGAAAAAAAAAUGCUCAACAUUUUUAAAAGUUUGUUUACAACUGUACAAAAAAAUGUUCUAAUUUG